AUGAUCCUCCUGGAAGCUUUGAAUUCCGUUGUAACACGCCUGUUACCACCGGCUCCUGGCCAAGAUGCCCAACAUCCCCUCGCGUUGGAAGCGGUUCCUGGUCUAGUGACCGUCUUGGAUGCGGCACUCUACCGUGCCGUCGAAGGACAAUUGACGGCCACGACAUGUGCCGGUCAUGCUCUUCUCAGUGCGUGGUUGGAUUUGAAACAUCAAGCGCGAUUGGUCUUGCGCGAGUUGGCGCAAUCGGAAGAAUCACCCCGCCGGACCAUGGCCGAAUCGUUUUGUCGACUCGCCAUUGAAGCCUGUCAAGAUGCCACCGAACGAUUGUCGACAGACAAAUUGGCCCAAUCGGCCAAUCUCAGUGAUCCGUAUACGACCACGAUUGCCGGAGGCUCCAAUACAGUGUUAUCAGGAGUUGGAGUCCACGGCAUUCGCUCGGGUGUCUUGGAUAGCCAAAAGGAAACCGGACGACGCUUUAUUAGUGAACAACGUCCGAAAGAUUGUUGGGAAACGUCCCGUCUCAUUUGUCCCGACUAUGUCUGGGCCGAUGAUUCCUACACGAGUUGUCAACGAUUGAUGCGUCAUCUCACCCGACAUGCAUUCUACAAUGAUAAUAACAAUCAUCAUGAUGUGGCACAACAAUUAUUAUAUGGAACGCCCAAACAACGCGUCCGAUUGUCGGCACUUGCGGAACAAUAUGUUGCGAUACUCCUGAGAGUCGUUCAAGACAGUUUGCCGUGUCGCAUGGCGCAAUUCAAAGCGGCGGCGGAAGCCGAUUCGGUCGUUUCGAAACGAUUGUAUUUGGUCAAGUGCGAAUAUCGAGCGCCGUUUCGAACCUUUCUGGAAGCCCAUCAAUCGGUGCAACGGGCCCCUUCUAUACAAGCCGUGGGAGACUAUUUGGCGUCGACACAACCCGCACCAAUCAAACAACAACGACAAAAACAAGCGCAAGCAACAUUGCAAGCAUUAUUGGAAACACCGCAAUUGUUGGAAGCACUGGCAUGCGAACGAGAUGCCGAAGGCAUGGAAGUCGAAGUCGCCAAAGCAUUGUUUCCAUUUACGGAAAUGGCACGCAUUUUAGAACACAAACGAGGACGAUUGGUGGCCCUCCCAGGGGUAGUGUCCGAGGAAAAGGUGUCCGAAUUGCAGGGUUUAUUGAGGCGCCUCAAAGUUCUCUUGUGCCGACGAUCGGGACAAGAAACUUCCACGGGGAUUCGACCUCUGCUGUUGGAUAUCCGAGGCAUGCCAAGGGAUGAGGAUGUCUACCACAUUAGUGCUAGUACUAGUACAUCAUCGUUGACGUCAGUAUCCAACAAUAAAACAACCGACAUGGAUGUAGAUUCCCUUCAUCGUCUCGAUCAAUUGGUCGACAAUCUACGGCUGCUGGGCUCGCUCAUGAAGAACCACAAGAAUGCAUUCCCCACCGAUAGUAAACGCAGUGAUGUCGACUUUCCAGCUUCCAUACUCAAGGGAUGCACCGAAGAAUUUGAUGGCGAGUUGUUUCAUUGUCAGGUACACGAUUUCUUUACCAUUGUCAAGGAACAACGGCAUGCCAUGGAGAGUGGGGAUGUGGAACGAUUGGAGGCAGAGAUUCGAAAAGCGGAAAUGGAAGCCAGUUUGGCCGUCGCUUCCAACCAGAAUCUGGAAAUGGUACGACAACGACUGGAAUUGCUCGGGUCGGAUGGACAAAAACGAUUCGAUGUUCUGAAACAAAUGGUCGAAGAGGUUUGUUUGAGAGAAAUGAAUCUACACGUCUCAUUGACAGCUCCCGAUCCAUGCAAGACACUGUUGCUCAAGCCGACGUCGGCGUUGGGGUUGUUUGGCUAUCAUUUGCAGCGCAAUGGGGAACCACUGCCUAUUGGGUAG
Seminavis robusta is the source of this 1866-nucleotide messenger RNA. The record is from the annotation of a GenBank genome assembly. Lineage: Eukaryota; Bacillariophyta; Bacillariophyceae; Naviculales; Naviculaceae.